This is a messenger RNA of Magallana angulata, 3211 nucleotides long. RefSeq names its product ubiquitin carboxyl-terminal hydrolase 37-like. NCBI's taxonomy places the organism in Eukaryota, Metazoa, Mollusca, Bivalvia, Ostreida, Ostreidae. The transcript has 22 exons. Gene Ontology annotation, cellular component: cytosol; nucleus. Bases 161 to 3127 code for a protein of 988 amino acids. The record is from RefSeq and is a predicted model, not a curated record. Gene Ontology annotation, molecular function: cysteine-type deubiquitinase activity; cysteine-type endopeptidase activity. Gene Ontology annotation, biological process: protein deubiquitination; G1/S transition of mitotic cell cycle.
UCCAGUUUUCCCGCGUGCAAGCGGCAUUUUGUCAACAAAGUGAAAACAGAGAAAAGGAAUAAAAAACCCGUCUUAUGUCAAAAGUAGUGACGAGAAUUGACUGAUAUGUUCAAAGAAUUAUCCUGAUAUUUAACAGGUAAAGAUUGUGUCAGACAAAACAAUGGCCCGUCUAGAGAUCAUUGGUGAGCUGAAAUACUCCGGUCUGGAGUCUGGAACAACCAACUGGAAACAAGGAACCAUGGUUUUACACUCAAAAGAUGGUUGUUGGAAACUAGAUCUUCACAUCAAUUGUAAUAGGAGGGGGCCAGUUCAGUCUUUUCAGAUUAACAGUAACACAAUCAAAAAGAUUCUUCUGAAGGAGAAAAUUUACUUCAUUGAACUUUUCAUGCAUACGAAAGGAGGAGGAGCAUGCAACAUAUACUUUAAGCCCGACACCAGAAGUUUAGUAAAGACUAGAGAAUUUGAUGCUGUCAUGCAAGAUAUCAAGAAAAACAAAAUUGAGCAGUCACAAACUCCUUGUAAAGAUAAAAGUACUGUUUCAAGGACUGGUCUUCUAGGAGACAGUCCAAUGUCAACAAAUGUGAAAACUUUCUCGAGAGAUACACCAUCAAAACAGUUCACAAGGUACAUGAAAGAACCUCCAAGAAAAGAAGAACAACCAUCAUUAUACUGUGAUGAGGAGUUCAAAGAGAAUGUCGGUUCAGAUAAAGAGAACUUUUUGUACCGCGGCUUGGAAAAGAGCAACGCUGUAACCAAGCAAUCUGGUUCUGUGGACUCUUUCCCUACUCCCAAGUUUUACAUGUCUUCUAAACACUCCCCUUUCUCAGGACACUCCUUGUCAAGUGUGGGUACAGCAAGUGCCAGUAAGAGACUGGACUUAAUGCCAGACCCUACCCCCAGGCUCUCUACUGGGGUCAACUAUUCCUGGUCCAAAAACAAGCUCUCGUUGCCUCAGAAGGAAAAUAACCAACUCUCAGGUUUUUCCAACCUUGGUAACACCUGUUAUAUGAAUGCAAUUCUACAAGCUCUCUUUCACCUGGAACCUUUUACAAGAGACCUAGUCCACAUCAGCCGUAGAAUCUCCAGAAGUCUACCUCAGCAGUCGCUCUACCAGUCCUUGGUGCGACUGCAUGGAUCUCGGAAACGGAUUGUGUCUGACAUUGCUAAGCGAGAUCUGCUCAGGAGUGUCAAACAAGCCAUUUCAUCAAGUGCCAAACGGUUCUCUGGCUAUCAGCAACAUGAUGCCCAUGAAUUUCUGAGCCAGGUUUUAGAUCAACUUAAAGAGGAAGUAGCAAAAGUCAUGAAGUCUACACCCAGUCCUAGUCGCAGCCCAAGGGAAGUAACUGAAGGCAUGGAAGUCGUCAAUCCAACACUUCAGAAUUUUGAAUUUGAAGUUACCCAUACCAUUUCCUGCUCAAAUUGUCCAGAGGAAGUGACAAAAGCAGAGCAGUUUUAUGACCUGUCAUUGGAGAUGCCAAGGAGGAGGGCUGGGUCUACUCCCUGUACCAUACAGCAUGCUCUGGAUCUGUUCUUUAGAAAAGAGUCCAUAGAGUACAAGUGUGAGAAGUGUGGAUGUUGUAAGGCAGAAGUAUCCCAUAAAUUCACCAAGCUCCCAAGGGUUUUAAUAUUGCAUCUGAAGCGCUACAACUACAAUUCUGGGUCAUCAGUCCAGUCCAAGAUGUUGCAGAACAUUGUUAUUCCAAAGUUUCUGAGCCUCUCUACACACUGCAAUGAGGAGACAAGCAAACCCUACCCCAUCCAUGCUCCCCUUCCUCUGCCCAGCCCACAGAAAAGUUUGCUUGAAUCCCCUAAAGAGAGUACUCCUCGAAGAAGGCUUGACAUGAACAACAGUUUUAGAUUUAAAAAGUCAAGAGUUCUCCCCCUUUUUGAAUCUGAUGAUGAUCUGUCAAUUUCAAGUUCUCCUAGUAAGAAACCAAAGUUGGAUGAGAAUCAGGAUAAAUUGGAGACGACGGAGAAAGAAAGAGAGCCUUUUAAAACUUUGACCCUAGCUGAUACACAGGAAGACCCAGAUUUGGCCAAAGCCUUGGAAUUAUCUCUACAAGAAGCUAAUGAAAGAGCACAGCAGCAGCAAUAUACAGAUGAGGUAGAUGGAGGGCAUGAGGACUCAGAUUUUCAAAAGGCAUUAGAAAUGAGUCGAAUGGAGUCUGAAAACCCCCAGUCUGAUCACGAUUAUGGAUCAAGUCUAAAUGGAAUGUCUGAGGAGGAGCAGAUGAGAAUAGCUAUUGAAGAGAGCAUGAGGGACUUUGCCCAAGCCAACUACUUACCUGAUCCUGAAGAAGAAGAGGAAAGGUAUUAUACAGAGGCCUCUGGCUCAAGAAUCACAGAGCAGACACAACACAACAAGGGUGGGGAUCUGAUCAAACAGUGCAGUGCAAUAGUGUAUGAAAGCUGUCUACAGAAUGGACUCGAGAAUGGAGACCCACUUGAGAAGGCUACUGGGGAGAACACUGCUGAAGACUUUGUAGCUUGCAGGUCAAAGUACUUUACAAAGCAAGAAAAAUGCAGCGUAUGUGAUAAAACCAAAGACAAAGACGUCUCCAUGGACAGUGAAUGUAAAUGUGUCACUGAUGCAACGGACUGUAAUGGAAAUGAAGUGGGCAGCGGGAAGUCUCUUGUCCAGCUGAAUGGUGGCAAUUCACAACACAACGGCUUUGUGCCCAAGUUGAGUUCCGAGAAUGAUUUCAAAUCCAUGUUUGAUGAUGAUGACUUUGAUAAAGAUGUGAUGCUGCUUGAUGAACCUUGGGCCUCAGAUGACAAGGAGAACAAGAAGCCCUCAGAACCAUCAGAGGAGGACACCUGUCUGAUUGAGGACCUUCCAGUUGUGUGUAAUGAGAAAGGAGAGCUGCCUCAGUCAUACCGCCUGGUCAGUGUGGUUAAUCACAUAGGAGCCAGCUCUUUUGUUGGCCAUUACAUCAGUGAUGUGUUUGAUGCUGAGAAAAGGUGCUGGUACAGCUUUGAUGAUUCUCGUGUUUCCAAGACAACAGAAUCAGAAAUCAGGUCCAGUCGAGAGAGAAGUGGAUACAUAUUCUUCUACCUCAACAAGGAUAUUUAUGAAGACCUUGCCGAGCAUUUUGAGAAACACAAUACUCCCAUUGAAUUAAAAUGAUUUGUUUUUUGGACAAUACGUGGAUAUGUACAUGAAAUAGUAUAUUGACGUUAUUUAUUUUUAUAAAAGUAAAUUUAACAAUUG